This is a messenger RNA of Plasmopara halstedii, 1332 nucleotides long. RefSeq names its product rna recognition motif-containing family protein. Bases 1 to 1332 code for a protein of 443 amino acids. Lineage: Eukaryota; Oomycota; Peronosporomycetes; Peronosporales; Peronosporaceae. The record is from RefSeq and is a predicted model, not a curated record. The transcript has 2 exons. Gene Ontology annotation, molecular function: RNA binding.
AUGGGUAAGAAGAGCAAGGCGAAGAGUACGCCGACGGCUGCCGUGGAGUCAGCGCAAGCCACGCUGGAUCCAAAUGUGGUGGAAGUGGUACAGGAGCAGGUAAAGAAUCAGAAUAAAGAUGCGUUAGCCGAUGGCUUUGCUCAAAGUUCCGCUUUUUUUGGCAAAAAAUCGUCGCAAGCAUUAGAGGUUGUGGAGAAAGAGACGGGAAUAAUAAAGACAGUGGACGACAAGAAGAUUACGAAAAACAAGUCAAAGAAGGAUGAGAAGCAAAAAGAGCAGAAGACUGUGCAAAAUGGUGAAGAGAAAGCUGUUGAGAUCGGCGUAAAGAAGAAAAAGAGCAAGAAAAAAAAGAAGAAAGAAGAAAGUCAAGGAGAAGGAGAAGGAGAGAGAGAAGGAGAAACCACUCACGACGACCCGAAGGCGCGGCGUACCAUAUUUGUGGGAAAUGUGUCUCUGGAUGCCACUCAAAAGGACAUCAAGAGCCACUUUUCUGGAUGCGGCAAAGUUGAGAAUGUGCGUCUUCGGCAUCUUCCAAUUGCUGGCUGUGCAGUGGAUGAGGCGGGCAAUCAGAAGCUUAUGAUGAAAGUAUGCGCCAAUAAAAAGAUUUUGACUACAGCCAAAGAUAAUUGUAACGCCUACGUGACUUUUGCCGAGGAAAAGAGUGUAGAGGCCGCACUGAAGCUCAAUGGAUCGACUCUUGCUAACAAGAAGAUUCGUGUGGAUCGCUCCGAUCCUGUAAUUGAUGCCCGUCGAAGUGUUUUUAUUGGAAACGUGCCAUUCAAGUGCACAGAUGAACAAAUGCUGCAGUUUUUCUUAAAGCGUCUGAAGACUGAUGAAGAGCCCGAGCCAAUUGAUAAUGUGCGUCUCAUUCGUGACCGCGAGUCGGGUCUUGGCAAAGGCUUUGGCUACUUGCUGCUCAAAACUCCGGCUCUUGUGGCUAAGACGCUCACACUGCGUAAUCUCAAGAUGGAAUCUCGCGAGUUGCGUGUUCAAGUAUGUGGUAAACGCUUUAAAAACUUGCGAGGCGAGGAGACUGCUAAGGAAAAGCAUGAAGGGCUACGAGCUUCGGCUGGUGCACGGGCGCGUAUUCAUUUAAAGCGAAAAAGUGAUGGUAAUGCAGAUCGUCUGGUGGUAACGAAGAAGCUUAAGCGCGAGGCUACUGCCGCUGGACUUGGCAAGAAGCUCAAACCCAAACACGCAGCGCGCAAAGCAGCGAAAGCUGCCAGUAGCAGCAAACUUUCUAAGAAGCCCAAAGUUCGUUCUAGCAGCAAGGUACAAAAGCGACAGAUCAUAAAGCCAAAACAUGCUGCGCGAAAGGCAACAAAAAUUUAA